Messenger RNA from Soboliphyme baturini, 402 nucleotides. NCBI's taxonomy places the organism in Eukaryota, Metazoa, Nematoda, Enoplea, Dioctophymatida, Soboliphymatidae. The record is from the annotation of a GenBank genome assembly.
AUGGUCGAAACGACGCCUCAGAACCAGUACGGUAGUGGCGACGUGGAACUUCGUUAUUUAGUCAGCUCAUUGGUUGAACAUUGCGUUCGUGUGCGAACGCCGCCAAGCAUCACAAACAGCAAUAACGAAAAUGACAUAGGAAGCGACUUGACGUGUCGUGCUGCUGAAGGCAUGUUUCACUGCAUCGUCACCGUCCAGGUGCAGCUGUUCAAAGAACUGUGCGUUCGACGGUCCCGCCAGCGAUUUCGCUCACUUAGACCUUCAAAGUCGAACGCGGCGUUUCCGCCUUAUCUUCCAAUUCAGCGCACGAUUGUCGUCUUCCGCCUCCGUCUUGAGGUCGAGUGCCCGUUUCUAUCAAGUCGAUGCAAGUCAGUUCCCAGCAACGGCUUUCAUCCGACCUAA